This is a messenger RNA of Exophiala spinifera, 1488 nucleotides long. RefSeq lists its product as uncharacterized. The transcript has 8 exons. Gene Ontology annotation, cellular component: membrane. Gene Ontology annotation, molecular function: carbohydrate:proton symporter activity. The record is from RefSeq and is a predicted model, not a curated record. Lineage: Eukaryota; Fungi; Ascomycota; Eurotiomycetes; Chaetothyriales; Herpotrichiellaceae. Bases 1 to 1488 code for a protein of 495 amino acids. Gene Ontology annotation, biological process: transmembrane transport; carbohydrate transport.
AUGGAAGGUUUUGCACCAAGUCCCAGGUACCACAAAGCAAGUUGGCGAGUCUUCUUCGUCACCUUGGGCUCUUUGACGUACGCGUACGCGUCCAGUAUCAUUGGUACAACGCUUGCUCAGCCGUCUUUCAUCACAUACUUUGGUCUGGAUCACCGUGCGAAUGCUGCUCAACUGGAAGGAGCUAUAAAUGGUGUCUUCCAAGCUGGUGGGUUGAUUGGAGCCUUGAUGUCCGUACCCGUCGCGGACAAAUAUGGCAGACGCAUGGGUCUCUUUGUGGCUUCCAUCUUGGCUAUCCUCGGCGGUGCUCUACAGGCGGGCAGUGUACAUAUCGCCAUGUUCAUUGCCAUGAGAGUUGUGUCAGGCCUAGGGGUUGGCGCCCUCAUUACGCUGACGCCCCUAUAUCUGGCAGAAGUUUCUGCGGCCGAGAUACGGGGGCUGGUGGUCGGCACCACUGGUAUUUGCAUUGGUAUCGGCUAUGCCAGCGCAAGUUGGAUCGGCUUCGGAUUUUACUUUGUGAAUGCCGCAGGAACUCAAUGGCGCAUCCCCAUUGCACUUCAGUGCAUCCCACCACUUCUCCUGUCUGUGGCAAUCUGGUUUCUGCCAGAGUCUCCUCGCUGGUUGCUAUUGAGUGAUCGAAUUGAGGAAGCCUUUGCCAUGUUCAAAUUGACCCAUUCUGCUUCAAAUGAGUCGGAAGGGUCUGCGGCAGUCGAUGAAGCCUUCCGGUUGCUCCACUCUCAGAUCGUUCAUGAAAAGCAUUCAGAUGUCAUGUUUACACACCUCUUCACUCAUCCAACUUUACGAAAGCGUACUUUAAUUGGCUUUUUGACCUUGUUUGGCGGCCAAGCAGCUGGUACUCAAGUGAUAAACAAUUAUGGACCUUCGCUAUACGCGAGUCUCGGAUUCGGAACAACUGAUACACUGCUUAUCCAAUCUGGGUGGAUAACAACCAUCAUCUUCGGCAACGUCAUAAAUUCCUUUGCCCUCGAUAGAUUCGGUCGCCGGCCUCUUCUUGUGUUCGGUUUCCUGGGCUGCGUCGCUUCUCUGAUCGGCGAAUGUGCUUCAGUCGCCACUUACCAAAAGUCCGGUGGACAUAGCGCUGCUAUUGCUGCGGUGUUAUUCCUGUUCUUGGAGGUCGCAGUUUUUUCCUCAACACUUGACGCCACAACUUAUGUUUAUCCAUCGGAAAUCUUCCCUACUCCGGUCCGUGCGAAGGGUAUGGCGAUCUCCGUUGCAGGUCUAUUCUUAGGAUCGAUCAUCAUCUUGGUUGCCGCGCCUACUGCUUUUGAAAGAAUCAAAUGGAAAUAUUUCCUUGUCUUCGUGUGUGCUAGCUCAGUCAUGUCCGCCGUGGUGUAUUUCUUGUUUCCCGAGACGAAUCAGAAAUCGUUGGAGGACAUUUCCACUCUGUUCGGUGAUACUGUCACACAGGAGCAAGACAUCGAAGCUCCAUGUGAUGUUUCUAUCAUGGAGGACAGGGUGAACAAGGAGUAA